Messenger RNA from Symbiodinium necroappetens, 6582 nucleotides. Lineage: Eukaryota; Dinophyceae; Suessiales; Symbiodiniaceae. The record is from the annotation of a GenBank genome assembly.
AUGGCGAUGGAGACGAGUGCAGAUAUUUAUCAUCGGGCACGGCGUGUCCUCGUUGGUGCCAAAAUGAGGCAGUCCAAGGAAUCCUGGGAUGAAUUGUUCCACGCAGCAGACAAGGACAGAUCGAAGACUCUGGAUCUUAAGGAGCUGACGCAGGCGACACUGCCAAAGGAUAUCUUCCGAAUUUGCAUGACGAGGUUUCUCGUGCUCUUGCCCUUUGCUAUUUGCAGUGCCCAGUUCGUCUGCAGGGACCCUGGCUGGUCGGAUGAUUUCUGCUCGCCUCAGGGCACCAACGUCUCCGGUUGCAGCGGCGAAGGCUAUGGCCUGUUGCCCAGAAGCCCGGACUGGAUGCAGAUCCGCCAGCGUCUGAUCCGAGAGAUCUUUGGACAGGAGAUGCUCCCUCGCAAGUCCAGGCCGGACAGUGUCACAACGAAGGCAGUGCGGCAUUUGUUUCCCGACUGUUUGUAUGCUGCGUGGGGGAGCGGAAACAGAAGUGACUGUGAGAAAGUCAUCAAUGUCACCGAAAUUCGGUGGGCUAUGCCUGCCAGGCUAAAAGCGAAUUACUCAAUGACAUUGACUUCGAAGGUUUUCUUGACACUGAGCACUUCGGGGUAUGCGCCCAACUACGACAUCUGGGGCGCAGGCCAGCCAGCAGAUCCACAGCUUCCUCGUAAGGGAAAGACUUUGGUGCUCUUCCACAACGGCCAUGGAAUGUCGAAGGGCUGCCCGACAUACGGAGACACGGAUGGGAGCGCGGACUGGCUCAACCAGAUGGGGUUUGAUGUGGCUACAGUAAUGAUGCCCUUCAAGGACUGCAACUCCGACCCCCAUGAUCCUCGCAGUCUGCAUGCUUGGUUCCAACCCUUCGAGGAUGAAGGAAAGCCUUGGGUGCAGUACUUUCUUGAGCCAGUAAUCAACACAAUCAAUUUUGCCAUUGAUUCGUUGGCAUAUGAGAGGAUCAUCAUGAUGGGUUUGAGUGGAGGUGGUUGGACCACAACACUGGCGGCAGCCGUGGAUCCCAGAAUAGUGCUCUCGAUUCCGAUUGCUGGCAGCCUUCCAUGUGAUUUCCGGCACACCAGUUGGGACUUCGAGCAGUUCUGUUCCGAUCGGUGGGCGCAGAUAGGAAACUACACGGCCUUGUACGUCCUAGCGGCCCUGGAGAAGGAUCGAGCCAGUGUGCAAAUGCUUCGCGAAUCCGACCCCUGCUGCUUCCAUGCCUGCGGUCGUCAUUCGCGGAUCCAGGACUACAACAGAUUUGUCAAUUCGGCAGCACGCGGUGUCUUCGAGACUGUCGUGACGGAGGGGAAUCUGCAUCAGUUCAACCCGCGGGAGAAGGUGAUUGCAGCGACUUUGAUCGGCAAGAUCGCUCGGAAGGAGGAGAUCAAGGCGUGCGACGUGCAGUCGCCAUUCAAUGUUCUCCGUGAAAAGCUACGUAUUCCCGACACCACGCUUCCGGACCAUGAGAUCCAGGUCGUCUUCUGCGAAAUUGACAUUGACAAGACUGGGGCCAUUUCCGGCCCCGAGUUUUCCCGGUUUGUCUCACGUGGACCCUUGAACCCAGAGGAGGAGGCCAAGCUCUUUGCAGUUCGGGUAAAAAGAGUACACCGGAACCUUCGCUUGGGAUUCCGAAACUAUAGGACAGAUGAUGCAGCAGUGCGAAAGCUUUUCGAUCGCAUCGACAGAGGCGGUGACGGCCGCAUCUCAAUGCACGAGCUGAUGGGCUUCGUGCGGGAAGACUUGAAGCUCAGCAGGUGGGAUGUUUUUGAGUCAGAAAUGAAAGCCUUCUACAAGAGUAUGGAUGACAACGGAGAUGGUCUGGAUGCAAAUGAGCUUGUCAAGUUUAUCCGUCACACACGGGCGGCAAAUGGCAAGCAGAACCAGCGCAAUCAGACGGGCGCUUACCUGGGUGGCCCCAUGGCCGCCGUGUGCCAGGAAGCCCAGCGAGCGGAGCAGCGACAGGAGCCGUUGCAAGCUCAGCGGCGCUUCGAAGAAGCAGCCCAGCUCUGGUCUCGGAUCUGUGGCCGGGAAGCCCUUGCAGCGGAGGCUUGGGCUGAGGCUGGCCGCCUGCGCCUUGAGCUCGGGGCUCCUUUAGACGCAGUGGUCGCCUGCGAGCACGGCCUCCGCCUCAGUGCACGGCACUGGCGCCUUGGCUUCCUCAGCGCGCUGGCGCUGGAGUCCAUCGGCCUGCUCAGCACCGCCGAGGAGCGGCUCCAACAGGCAGCUCGGCUCCUCACCGAGGUGGCCGCGAAGGAGGCGCUCUCAGCUGUCCUGGAGGCUUUGCGCAGGGUCCGGGCACGGACUGCGCAGCUGCAGGCAGGAGAGCCACAGGCGCUCAUGGAGGAGAUUCAGAGGAUGGGCUCCUUACUGGGUGACAAAGAGGCGGGCUACUGGAUAAGCAGCGUGGGAGAGUGCAGCCGCAGCGCAGAAGGGCAGGCAGAGCUUGUCCAGAAAGGUUUCCUGGAUUCAUCGCAGCGUGAUAUGAAGCAGCCGGUGGCAGUGGCAAGAAAAGCGAGCCUGGUGGCAAUGAGGUACCGCAUCAACAAGAAGCUGCAGCGUUACCUUUCCGGAGCCGGGCUACUGCUCGGAGUCGCUGAGCAAUGUGUACUUCCAAAGGCUCUUCGCCACCCGGGAGCCUCGGAGCUUCUCGGCAGCGCUGCGGAAGUGCUGAAAUCUCGGCGCCUAGCUGUGGUCGAUGGUGCAUUCCCAGCAGAUGCGAUUGCACAGGUGCAGUCUGAACUGAAGAUGCUUCGAAGCGAGCAGGUUCUGCAGAACGAUGUGAACGACGUCUGCAACCCUCUUCAGGAGGCGAAAUACCUCCCAUAUGGUGCCGACGAUGCUGCAAGCACUUUCCGGGCCAGGUGCCCCAUCACCAUGCAGGUCACUCGACAACUUGCCGGCCUUGCAGCAGUCCUAGAAGAGCUUCUAGGUCUGGACCUGGCAGUGCCACAGUCGGUCAUGGCUGCUUGCUAUCCCCCACAUGCGUCCUACAAGAUGCACCUGGACAGCUACUUCUUGCAAGGCUGUCCGGAUGAUGUCCCGCGCAAAGUCACCGUGCUGCUGUACUGCAACCACGGCUGGAGCCCCAAGGUUGGCGGAGAGCUGCGGGCCUGGGGACCUUUCGAUCAAGGUCAGGGCCCGGCGCAGACCAUUGAGCCGCUUCCAGGGCGCAUGGUGGUUUUCCUGUCAGAGGAGAUCUGGCACGAGGUCCUCGAGUCGCACGGCGAGCGUUUUGCGCUGGUUGACAAGUUCAGCUUCGUUGAGGACACCAGUACGUCCUCCGCCCAGCUGCGACGUAGGCCGACCUAUCGCACUCAGCUGCUGUCUGAUCGAAUGCCGAAGUCGCAGAGCGCUGGCGAGCUGAGGAGCGGGGGCGGAAGCCCUACGUUUGUUUCGACACCCUCCUUCGUGAAUCUGGGCAGAACCAGCUUGGAUGUGGUGUCCCCAUACUUGGACUGCAGCCACAAGAGCUCCCCAUUGUCACCACUCUUCACCCAAAGGGCGAAGGACGGCAACUCCAAAGAAGCAGCCGACAAUCGGCUGGUUCACUUCACGCACGCAACGCAGCAUGAGCGACCGUGGUUCGUAGGUGAAGGCCACGGUGUCGAGCCUUUGAAACCGACGGAAGAGGAGGCCAGUUUGGAGUGCUCCACUUCGGCGGCGUCACAGGAGGUUCAGGAAGAGCGGCAAGUGUCACGGGAGCGCUCCUCGAAGACGCGCUGGGCAGAUGUGGAUUCGGAUGAGGAUGAAGAUCAUCAUGGCUUUGUUGGCUUCAACGCCAAGACAUCAUCGCCGGACAAGAUGCCUGCGCAGGGUGAGAGCGAUGAGGAAAACGAGGAAGAUGACCAAGACGACAGCGAAAAUGAUGAAGGUUCAGAUGAGCCAGCAGAGGAGGAGUGGCAGGAGGUCAAGAGGGAGAAGAAACCAAAGGCCAUGCCAAAGCCAGAGGCAACCAGGCCCCGCCGAGAGCGCCGGGACCGUGGACGCCGAGGGGAGGACCGUAAAGAUGCAAAGAAGGACGAGAACGGACAAGAGAGAGAGGCCCAGCAGUCCACGAGGAGACGGCGAGAUGGUGACAGGACUCGUCGCGACCGCCGACGAGCAGGAGGUGGAGGUGAAGCCCCGAAGCUGCGGCAGGAGGAGGCGAAGAAGCCAGCUGAAUCUGAUUGGCGGCGCAGGGACCGCGGCGAGAAAGAAGUGGAGGCUCCAAAGCCUGUCGAGAAAAAGCCACCAGCGCGAGAGCAGAAGGCGCCCAGGGAGCAAAAGGAAUCGAGGGAACCAAGAAAAGAGAACGGGGCCGGUGGCGAGAAGAAGCUCGUCGAAAAGCAGGGCAGCAGGAACUCCGGCGAGGGGGACACUGGCAAAUUCCGGCCGCCGAACAGAAGGUCGCAGGACUCCCAACCGCGCCAAUCACGACAGACCUCAGGCCGUUCAGAGGAUGGUGGCCGAAAUCGUGGUGACCGCCGCAGGCACCCGGCACAUGAUCAAGGCGAUGAGAAGCUGAAGAAUUGGGUUGCAAUGUUGGACCUUGUCGAAGACGGCAUUGGCUUCGGUCAUGCGUGCAAUGUCUUCGAGAUUUUGAUGUUCAGCCCGAAGUCCUGCACAACAAUCAUGGGCACUGCAGCUUUGCGGGUGGUUAAAGGUCUGGCAAUGGGAACCGAGGCCAAGGCUCCAGUGCCGAGGUUGGGCAUGACUCGAGAUCUCUCAAGGCAUCACCUCUACUGGCAUGAGAGCUUUGUAGCUGUGACGGGGAUGUUUGAUUUUACAGGCCAGAUUGCCAAGACCUGUCGAGAGGUGGCCGAUUCUUCUCAGUAUCGCCGUGAAGCAACUGCUGCAAAAUCCGGCCGGCCCCACAUGGCCUUGGUUCUGAGAAGCCACGGUCAUCGGAGUUCUGUGCGGCGGCGCCCGGACCAUGCCGUCUGCCAAGCAGAAGGCGGAGUCACAACUAGUGAGGAGAACGAUGAAGCAGCGAAGAACGCUGUUGUAGAGGCACCAGCCUUGUCGCAGAGGCGAUGCUUCUUCAAAGCCGGGGCUUGGCUCAGCUUUGUGACUCAGCUGGCCCAGAAUGCCGACCCCGUCGCAGAGCUUGGGUGUCAGUCGACCUGUGGCACCAACAACCACCAAAAGAUGCAGGCAGAGCUUGCUCAAAACGCACGUCGCCAGCUACGGCCGGCCUCCCUUCUUCAGGCUAUGCCUGAGGCCCUUUGCCCUGCUCGUCGACGCAAAGCUCAUUGCCGGCACCAUGGCGUUUAUGGCGCUCUCGACAAAGAGGCCCUAGAAGACGGUGGUUCCCCAGUGCCGCCUUUGACCAAAAAGCAGCAACAUGCGCGGGCUUGGGGCUUGGGCCGGCGCAAAGAAGGCACUCCAGCCCUGAUGGGGGACGCGUACAGUCCUGCAAGCCCUGACGGAGAGAUGCUCGCCCCUUUAUCAGGAUUCGCCGACACUGCCGACUUUUGGUCCUGGACUGCUGCCUUGCCAAGGCUGCGAUUGGCCGCGAGCCCAUCACGGCUCCUCCUUGACCGGGUCCUUCACGUGACCGUUGCUGCCCUCAACUUUGUGCAUGCCAACUUCCGUCCCGCUGUGGAGCCUUGGGGGCUGGCGGUUGGCGGAUUCCCCGAGCUUCAAGGAGACGGAGAGGAGAAUUUUGCUACAGUAUCUACAGGCUUCAUCUACGCGAACGGCAUCUUUCCGAGUGUGUUUUGCGACUAUGGCAACAACAACUUCGGACCGCUCCCGGCAAACGAGGCAGACCAGCAAGCGAUGCUAAGGUCCACUCCGAUCAUCGUCGCCAAUCACGUUAGCUACCUCGAUGUUAUGGUGCUGCCCCUUGCCUUGCAGAUGCCGAAGUUCAUGUCGAAGGCCGGUGUUCGAAAUGCACCUUUGUUCGGCACGCUGGGAGAUGACCUGGAAUACAUCUGGGUGGAUCGCGGAUCGAAGGACGCACGAGGUGCUGCCUUGGGAGCCAUCCAUGAGCAUGUCGCCGGCUGGAAAGAUGGAGAUCGACCUCUGUUGAUCUUUCCAGCGGGAACCACUUCGAAUGGCACAUCGCUCCUGGAAUUCAAACAAGGUGCCUUCGUUUCGGGGGCUCCCGUGCGGCCUGUGCUCUUGAAGCACACUGGUGCCUGGAAUCCUGCCUGCACGGAUUACCUGAUGACGGACGAUGGCCAACGUUCCUUGUACUCUGACGGCGAAUGGGCAAUGAACUUCUGGGCGCACCUGUUGCACAGCUGUACCAUCUUCAUCUGCGAGCCAUAUUAUCCAUCUGCUGAAGAGAAGGCGAACCCCAAGCAUUACGCGUCGAACGUACGCGCGUACAUGCUGGAGAAGCAGCGCGAGCUCGAGCCACUCGGUUUGGUAACUCGGUGGUGGCGGCAUGUCAUCUCAGUAUUCGCACAGCAGCAAUCACGAAGACAGCUUCAGCUUUCAGUUUGUCAGACUGUCGGCAUCUGUCGUUUCCAACUUGCCAGGACUUGUCCAAGUGUGAGUGUACUCAAAACCCAAAGCCCUGAAUAUGUGAUAGGGGAGACAUGUAGCAGAUUUGAACAGGUGACAGAGUCCGUGACAGAGAGACUGCGUUUUUUUAUAUGA